Molecule: messenger RNA, 815 nt
Organism: Eurytemora carolleeae
Lineage: Eukaryota; Metazoa; Arthropoda; Copepoda; Calanoida; Temoridae
Product: glutathione hydrolase 1 proenzyme
Exons: 6
Coding region: 366-815 (149 amino acids)
Biological process (GO): glutathione catabolic process
Cellular component (GO): plasma membrane
Molecular function (GO): glutathione gamma-glutamate hydrolase
Source: RefSeq, a predicted model, not a curated record
CCAUAAAUGUUUUAUUUUUUAGAAUUUCAAAAUGUCUGAGGUUUAUUAUUAAAGUUUAAAUAAAUUUUGUCAGAUGUUUACAACAAUUUAGAUUAUUUUCCAAGUCCACAGCAUUACAUUGAACCCAAGAAUCUCAGAUAAAAGACAUAUCUCUUUGGAAGAAUCUCAAGAACUGUUCAGAGCAUCUAUUUUUCCCAGGAGAUAAAUAUUGGCUGAAAGGAUCUCAAAAUCUCCAAAAAAUAGAAUUGUACUCCAUAAAGAAAAGUGAAUUCAGAACAAAAAAAGUUUAUAUCUAACAGAUCAUAGAUUAAAUACAAACUUUAUCCAAAAUAAAACAUUCCGAAUCUAAGUUUCAAACAAGAAUAAUGAAGAAAUCUCCAAGUAGCGGCUUGUUAUUUAACUCUAGACCAUCUUCUGUUAGAAAAUUUAGAGGAUUAUCCAUAUCUCUGGCCUGUCUGGGCAGUAUCUUCUUCUCUUUCUUCCUCUUGUUCAAAGUACUGCCAGAGCCAACUAAGGAACACACGAGCACUAGUAGACAUCAACAUGUCAAGCAAGGUCUAACUUUUCUCCAACCUUACUCUAAGCUUGGUAAAUUUCAACGCGCUGCUGUUUCUGUUGAUUCUGAACCAUGUGCAAAGAUUGGUAAUGAUGUACUGAUACGGGGCGGCAAUGCUUUUGAUGCUGCUGUAGCCAGUAUGUACUGCAAUUCAGUUGUGAACUCUCAAAGUAUGGGACUGGGAGGAGGGUUUAUAAUGGUUAUGACUCUCAAGAAUGGAACAAGACUAGCCCUGAAUAUUAUUCCAAUAGAUAAAUGA